This is a messenger RNA of Malaya genurostris, 5088 nucleotides long. RefSeq lists its product as uncharacterized. NCBI's taxonomy places the organism in Eukaryota, Metazoa, Arthropoda, Insecta, Diptera, Culicidae. The transcript has 4 exons. The coding region runs from base 594 to 1787 and encodes 397 amino acids. The record is from RefSeq and is a predicted model, not a curated record.
UUCCACAUCGUAAAAACAAGGUCUCAACCACAUUCUUCGGUCGCCAGAACCGGCGCGUAACCACCUUUUAGCAGCGUUCAGAAAGCAGACAAGUUUCAGAAACUUCACAGGCUUGUAUUGUCAGAGUAACCGCAGAGUGAGGUGGCAGUAUUAUUCAUUCGAUCGCGUCAGCUACAUUUCCGUACCAGCUUGUUGCUUGCCGAAGAGGAUGGACAGGGGCGGUUUUAAAAAUAUGUAGUCGUGCAAUUAAAGCUGGAAACGGUACUCUCUUGCUCACACCUUCGAUUGUUGUGUGAUAUAACCUCAAUAUGAAUAAAUAUGCGUAGUUGAAAUUAUUUGGUGACAUGGUGAAGAAUUUCAUGAAACCAGAAAAACUAUUCGCAAACGAGUGUUCAUUUGUAAAAUUACAGCGAAUAUAAGAUAGUUAUAAAAUCGGAAAAAAAAUCCAUGUGUAUUUCGUGAUUUUAAUAACGUCUUUUGGGUGUGCUUGAUGCAAAUCGAGUAGAAAUGGUUAAAGUACCGGCUAGAAGCAUGCUGCGUCAGCAUUUGGAAUGCCGUUAUAGUGAAAAUGUAAUCCACUGGGAACACGUUUAAUGUUGAAACACAUACAUUCUGGCCCCGUGUCUAGUCAAAAUCGGACAGCACGGGGUCUAAGUCGAGUGGGUCAACCACUGAAUGUAUCAACAGUUUCAGCCAAUUCAGUGACGUCGUCUUCAGCGAAACACAUGAAUGGUGGUCCUCCAAGGCUGCUGUCGUCGUUCAUAACGCCAUUGCCUUCGGUGUCAUCGAAUAAUAACAACAAUCAUAAUGCCAACUCAACUACGAAUAAUAAUAUAUUGAGUAGUACUACUGUAAAUAUAAAUAAGAAUAGACUAGGCGCACGAGAAGCUUUAACAAGCUUGGGAUUAUUAUGUUUAGUGUCUCUCCUGUUGGCUUUAUUAUCGUUGAUAUUUUUGUUGAAAAUUUCACCCGGAGGACGGGAACCACCUCCACCAACGGUUGGCCAGGCGGUACUCGAGGACUACGCCAUCGUAUAUGAUGUGACUCUAGCACUGUGUGCUCUUUCGCUAUCAUUGAACUUGUGCUGUCUGCUAGUGUGUGCUAUUCAAUUCUUAUUUGCUGUUAAAUUAGUUCGUGCACCUGCAACUACCGGAAGAGGCAAUAAAUACUUACAAAAAUCAAGUGUCAGUCGAGUUUGUGCCGUUGGAGGAUUUUUUAUAUCUAUUCCAAUAUUUUUGACAGGUAUUAUUUUAUACACCUUCACGCAGUUCCAUUCAACACCGGCAAUAAUAACUAGUAUUCUGAUCGGCGUAGGAAUCGUGUUUUGUGGUGGAGCUAUGGUUCAUAAUGUAUUUGUGUGGCAGAGAGAGAAAACUAUUAGUGUACGGCAGUCCCCGUUGAAUUUAAAUUUAACACUUUCCCCCCAGAUAAGCACGAUUUCUCACCCUACGCAAUACUUAAAUCAAAAUGGACACGCGACGCAUCUAAGUUUAAAUCAUAGCAACCCAAACCAUACAAAUCAUACUCCUGUCACACAGUUAACACCAGUUACUCCCUUAUCCGGUAAUCAUUCUCACAUCAGUUUUAACCAUUCUUACAUACCCUCAUAUGGUGGCAUUCGUGCUGCAACUGCGACACCACCCACACCUAAAGUGACCGCGUUAAUUAGUCGAGAUGCAACCGGAUCGGUGAGUCCUGGCAUGUCACCCAACAUAAAUUCAACCGUACUUGAUAUUAGCAACGUGACUACCACAAAUUCACCUCAUGAAUUAUCCACACUUGUGUGAGACUUAAGUGCUUGGUAUAUUAUAUUUAUCGUUCCUUAAACAUAGAAGAACGUUUUUAGACAACCAACUAAAAGUUGGCAAGGUGUUUUUUACUUCAAUGUUGCAAAUAGAGCAGGAGUCGGUAACCUGUUGCUCGGGCCACAUGCAUUUUUUUAUUUUAAGCUACGGCAAGAGACAGUUCCAUAUGCAAAUUUUAUAUAUAUUAUGAAGUCAAGUAAUAGGUUUAAGUCGACAAGAAAAAAUGUGUGACUUUUCGAAAACAUGCAAAAUUUGUAAAUAGUAACAUUUCAUUUUGUCGAAUCCAACGGUUCCUGACCCCCGAACACGAACAUUUCACCGCAUAAUCAGGAAUACAGUAUUUAGAUACAGCUAUUUUUCAGUUCUUAUGUUAGAUGAAUUUAGGAUGGUGACUGAAUAGAGUUUUUCCUGUGGUAGUUAAUUUACCUUGUCGAUUAGUGCUGAUUAGAAUUUGUAUAAAAUUUUAGACUGCUGUUUAAAUAUUAAUAGCAUAAAGUUGUGUAUUGGUAUUACUUCAAAAACGAGGUUUCAGCCGAGUACAAAAAAAACUUCUAUUGUUAUUGACGUUUGGAAGUAUAUCAAUUUUAUUUUAACAAAUUCUUAUUGUCUAUGCCUACCCCGAUAAUUUUGGAGGCACAGGUUACUGUUCUUCAACAUUCCUCCUGAAGCUGUUGCCUUCAAAUCAGCAAUACCAUCGCCUUUCGAUUAUUUUGAAGCUUGAUUCGUUGGAGUGGUUCAAACCAUCUUCUACUUACUCAUUUGUUUGAACAUAGAAAAGGUAGACAAUUCUUGGAUCCAGUGCAUCAUGGAUGAAGUGGUGACGGAUGUCGAUAUGCUUCGUUUGUGGUGUGUUUCCGCCAUUGCGAGCAAUACAAAUAGUCCUCUGGUUGUCACAUCGCAGUGAGUUCGAUUGGGUCCAUUUCUCUCAGUUGUGAAAUCAGUCCGUCCUAUCAAGAUGCUUCUUGUACAGCAGCAGACUGAGCCAUGAAAUCUGCCUCACAGGUCGAUAGCAAAACAGUAGUGUGCCGUUUACAGCUCCAGGAUAUUGCUACUUCUUGCAGCAAGAAUAUGUAGCCGCUCGUUGAUAUCCUGUUAUCUAGAUCUGACGCCCAGUCUGCAUCGGAAUACAUGAUAAGUUUUGAGUUGGCAUUCGUAAAAUAGCAUAGCUUCAUCAUCGAUGUUCCUCUCAGGUAACGUAAGAGAUGCUUGACUGCUUGCCAGUGUAUUGGUCCAGGAUUAUUGUUGAACCUAUUCAAGAGGUUGACUGCAAAUAGGAGUGGUCUGGUCUAGUGCACUGUGAAUGAUACAUUAGUCAUCCAAUAGCUUCUUGAUAUGGCAUGUUCUUCAUCUUCUCAGUUUCCUCAGGUGUCUUUGGUGACAUUUCCUUCAUCGGAAUGGUAACAGCUUUCGCAUCCUGCAUGUUGAAGCGACGCAAGACAGAAUUGAUGUAAGUUUCUUGAUCCAGUAUGAAAGAAUUCUUCUUGCGUCAGCAGGUCCCAAAUCUUUCAUGCGAAAUCUACUGCUCACCUUGUUCUUGACAUUAUUCUUUAAUUGGUCGUCGUUGGAGAAUAUCAGCACAUCGUCGACAUACACGAUAAUAAAAAGUGAUCCAUCCCAUCUUGGAUCUGAAUCGAAACUUUUCAAUGCAGUAUCGAACUUGAUGUUCCAGAUUCUACUUGACUGUUUGAGUCUAUACAGCGCCUUGUUUAAGCGGAAAACUAGGUGGUACUAAGCUUUUCUGAUUUCACGGAACUGGGGGGACUGAUCCAUGUAGAUCAGUCUUCUUCCAAAUCUCCCUGAUAAAACGCCGUUGUGGCAUCCAUCUGGUCUAUUUAUACUUAGCUGCUAGUGCAAACAGAUACCGUAGUGAACUGUGACGAACAACGAGAUAAUAGCUUUCGUCGUAGUCCACCCCCUUUCGCUGCGAGUAUCCUUUUAUGACCAACCAAGCUUUAUAGCGGCAGAUGUUUCCAUUGGCAUCACGCUUGCAUUUAAUUUCUACUCUACCUUCCGGUAGCUUUGUCAGCUGCCAAGUGUCGUUGUUUGUCAGUGCCUCGUAUUUUCCUUCCAUUGUCAGGAAUCGUUCCUGGAUAACGCUUUUUGAUGCGUGACGCCGCGAUAUCAUCUACGAAGACAAUGUAGUAUCUAUUACCACUAUGUGACUUUAGUUCCAUCGGGCUGAAAGGAUGCCGACAUUGCUUUCCCAUUGGACAAACUCUGCAGUUUUCCUUGCUACCACCGUUAACUAGUUUUCGAAUGCUUUUGAUGUUCAUGUGGCUCAAUCUCCGAUGCCAAACCUCCAAGCUUACCGCAGACAAGCAAGCUAAAGCGCUUUUUAUAUCCUGCCGAUCCUGGUACAGUUUGAAAAGAUUGUUUUCAUGGAUUCCGGUCGCUAUCACGUCGCCAUCCUUAUCAACCACUCUACAUCCAUGGUUGGUGAAAAUAACAGUAUGUCACAAUUUGACUCACAGAGAAUAGGUUUACACUGAGAUCUGGUAAUAAUUGAAUCUUCUCUAUCGGAAUGACUUCGCGAUAUCGUGGUUUCAAAAUUGUCGAGCCUGUUUACAGCACUUUCAUACUACCUCCGUUCACAGCUACAUCUGUUCCAGAGAAUUGCUUCAUAUUCUUCAAGAGAUUCUGAUUCCGGGUCAUAUGCAUGCUUUCACCCGAAUCGAAGAACCAGUCAUCAACUCGAGAGGAACUAAAUGUUGAAAGAACUGCCCAAAACGCGUUACUUUUUUGUUAUGACAUAUUGCAGUCUCUCGCUAUGCGCCCGAGCUUCUGGCAUUUUCGACACUUUGGUCCUUUCGAAGAAUUAGAUUUCUUAGUUCGCAUUCCACUGUGGUUUCCUCUCUUGCCUGUAGCUAGCGCUAAUUCCAUCGAUGACACUUACUGUCUUCGAUGACACUUACUGUCAUCGGCACAUGUUACUGUUCUUCAAUAGUACCAUAGAAUGUACAUAUUAGCAAGUUCUACACAUUCUUCCACAGAGCGAAUUUUAAAACGGCUCCUCUUAUUGUAGUAAAACCUUUUCACAAAAAAAACUUGACUCCAAUGUACAAAGUAUAAAUUAAGAACAUCGUUAAUAAAUUCAAUGUACAGCUCAAUUUUUUUAAGUUGUAAUUUUAUUUAUUUAUUACAGUUAUUUGUUCUAUGUUAUAGAGAAAGCGCACAAUUCCGUGGCAGGUAGUAUGUAAGAUGAUAUUAGAUGUUAAAUAGUAACAUAAUUGUAUAUUGUUAAAACACUGGACCGAAAUAAAUUUUUCGUCGUUUUAAAACCUUA